GGGCUGCCAAAUGCGGCGAAUUGCUCUCCUGGCGCAGAUAGAGCGACGACGAGAGCGUUUGACGGGAUGCGCUGGUGACGUCGAAUGUGCCGAGUGAGCAACAAGAGGGCGACGAGACUGGUGCCUUAGGGUGGCUUCAAUUGCACUGAGGUGCGCUGAGUUGAGCUGAGCUGAAUUGUGCCGGAAUUGUGAUCACGGAGAGGAACGGGGAGGCAUUCGUGAGGCGAGGCGAGGCGAGGAUCAUGGCCGAGGUGCAAGACCGUCGUGCCGACUCGGUGUCAGACUCCGAAGACGUCGAUGAUGAGGAGGGAGUAACUCUUCUGGAGGUUGGAAAUGCCGCCUUCCGCAGUGAGAAAUAUGAUGAGGCCAUCAAGGUGUACUCGGAUGCAUUAGAGGUCCUGCCAUUUGACUUAGAGAAGCAUAGAGGACCUCUAAUGCUUGAACCCGUUCUGCUUAGCAAUCGCUGUGCUGCUUACUGCAAGCUAAGUGAGCGGCUUAGGAAGAUUCCUGCCGAGCUUUCAGAAGAAAGGGCCCUUUUUGGUCUGGAUCCAACAUCUCUUGUGCAGCUGGCUUUAAAGGAUGGGGAGAAAGCGAUCAAGCUGCGCAAAGACUGGCCCAAAGCCUAUCUGCGGAAGGGAACUGCAUUGGUUCUGUUGGAGCAGUAUGAAGGAGCACGAGAUGCAUUUUUGGAUGGUCUUCAAGUUGAUCCGAGAAGCACUUCUUUGCAAAAAGCGCUUCGUGACUUAAAUCGGGAGUUUGGAGGUCAGUUGGAGGAGGUUGAAAACUCACGACAGCAGAAGCGUGCAAAAGUCGUACGGUCGGAUGAGUUGGAUUGUACUCUGUGUCUGAAACUGCUGUAUAGCCCUAUAACAACACCUUGUGGCCAUUCCUUCUGUCGGGGUUGCCUCCUCCAAGCUAUGGACCAUGGAAACAAGUGCCCUAUGUGCAGAACAGUGCUAUUUGUCAGCCCCAAAACCUAUCCCGUCAGUGUUACUCUCAAUAACCUGAUACAACGCAACUUCCCUGAGGAAUACAAGGAGAGAAAAGACGAAAUGGAUGAAGUUUUACAACCAGGAAAAGAGAUAUUACCGCUUUUCGUGAUGGAUGUAGUACUACCUUGCGAGCGCAUGUCUCUGAACAUCUUCGAACCUCGGUACAGGCUGAUGGUUCGGCGAGUCAUGGAAGGGAACCAUCGAAUGGGCAUGGUUGGAGUUGAAGAAAGAGGUGUCUUAGCGGACAUAGGAUGUGAGGUGGAAAUCUGCGAGUGCCAGCCCUUACCUGAUGGACGGUUCUACUUAGAGGUUGAGGGACGUCGGCGCUUUAGCAUCACCAAAACAUGGGAGCAAGACGGAUAUCGAGUGGCUCAAGUGAAGUGGUUUGAAGAUACUCCUCUGGAAGAUGGUUCUAGAGAAAAAGAACAGCUGACCUCUUUGCUGAAAGGCGCAUCUACCCUAGCCAAGACAUGGCUUCAACGUGGGCUCGAUCUACAAACAUGUGAUCGACGAGCGGUCCAUGAUGUGGUGAAGCGAGCAGAAAGUAUGCCUGACUCAACUCAAGCUGAGGCGUUUAGCUUCUCGCUUGCGAACGUAUUAAUUAUAAGACCUCAAGAAAAGCUACAGCUGCUAAGGACAACCGACACCCGAGAGCGAUUGACUCGAGAGAUGCAACUUGUGCGCGACGCUCAGAGAUGUCAUGUCCAAUGACCUUUCUGAGCCAUUCAGUCGUCUGUAAUUUAUGUACUCACACGUUAUUAUUUCAAAGCAUCAUCCAAUCUGGAAAUCGCAUUUCCAUCCGAAUGGGUUUCCUGUUUGGAUGAGUUCAACUUGAUGGCUCUUCCCUUUCUUUUUGCUAUACUGCUUGGUUCCCCGAGUCGAACUUCAACAACUCGUUCUAUUGACAUCUGGCGAAGGUGGUUGGCGAUUACUGAAUGGCAAGGUCUUCUAGGAAGAAUAUUUUCUAAGCUGAUUCUGAAAAUCGUCUUUGUCGGGAGGAAUAGCCGUCCACUACAAAGCGUUUCUAGCUCUUGGGCUCACAUGAAUUAUUGGUGGGUAUUGGGCAUUUUAACGUAGGCCGGUAACCCUCCUUACAAACGAAGGGGAGAUAAGUGGACACCUGAUCUGUGAUGCAACCAGAUGGAUGUUCUAACAAUUGGAGUAAAUAAAGACCUGACAUUCACAGCUGUUGCUGAGUUCAUUUGUGAAAUCUUUCUUCUCCUCAUUGGACUUGAACUACUUGUUCACGAACCCACCCCCUUGCUUGAUUAACGCAUUAGAGGCAGUUGUAGCCUUCACGGCCGUCUGGGUGACGCGAGUUUGGGACAACGUCCCCAGCUCGCCUGCAGAUGUUGAACUCGUGCUUUCCAAACAAAUACACAC
Marchantia polymorpha subsp. ruderalis is the source of this 2375-nucleotide messenger RNA. The record is from the annotation of a GenBank genome assembly. NCBI's taxonomy places the organism in Eukaryota, Viridiplantae, Streptophyta, Marchantiopsida, Marchantiales, Marchantiaceae.